Messenger RNA from Candoia aspera, 1454 nucleotides. It is a transcript of the gene HVCN1, whose product is annotated as hydrogen voltage gated channel 1. Bases 368 to 1078 code for a protein of 236 amino acids. Lineage: Eukaryota; Metazoa; Chordata; Lepidosauria; Squamata; Candoiidae. The transcript is spliced from 5 exons. Gene Ontology annotation, molecular function: voltage-gated proton channel activity. The record is from RefSeq and is a predicted model, not a curated record. Gene Ontology annotation, cellular component: plasma membrane. Gene Ontology annotation, biological process: proton transmembrane transport.
UGUCUGGCCCUAUGGCCUUUCACAGUGUGUGUGCAGAAUUGACUGCUCAGGGAAACGUUUCCUCCAUCAUGCAAGUGAUCCAGUUUCCACAGCCUCUAGCUGUGCUGGACAAGAAUUCCCAAUUUCUCCAAGCCAGCACAGCCCUUGACUGAACUUGUAAUUCAAGACAGUCAUGAGACUGUUGCUCAAGCUAACAGAGAACCAAGUUCCGCUCUUCUGAUAGAGAAUUCUACUGAAAUAAAUUACAAAGGCAAUUUACGAAUGUAUUCCUAGGGAAGUGGCUGGCUGUGCCUUUACUAACAAGGAUGGCUUGUGAUCUACUUCCGCAGCUGUUCUCAAGGGGGUGAUGUGCUUCUGAGCAACCACCAUGUCGACGUAUCUGAAGCAUUUCACAGUGGUGGGAGACGACCCUCAGCAGUGGAACAAUGACUACAAGAAAUGGGAGGAGGAAGAGGAAGGACAAGGGAAGGCGCCGGAGGCAGCGAUUAAAGUCGAGUCAGCACCCAGGCUUCCAACCUUCAGGGAUGUUAUGAGAAAGCUGUUCCAGUCUCACAAGUUUCAGAUCUUGGUUGUUUGCCUGGUUAUCUUGGAUGCUGUGCUGGUCCUUGGGGAAUUGCUUUUGGAUUUGAAAAUCAUCCAUCCUGACAAAGAUGAGAUUGCACCAAAGGUCUUCCACUACCUGAGUCUCUCCAUCCUAACCCUCUUCCUGGUGGAGGUCAGCUUCAAGCUCUUUGCCUACCGCCUGGAGUUCUUCCACCACAAGUUUGAAGUCUUGGAUGCCAUCGUGGUCGUCGUCUCCUUUGUCCUCGACAUCGUCGUCCUCUUCCGGGAGCACGAGUUCGAGGCUCUCGGGCUGCUGAUCCUGCUCAGGCUGUGGCGGGUGGCCAGGAUUAUCAACGGAAUCAUCCUGUCAGUGAAGACCCGCUCCGAGCAGCAGAUCUCCAAGCUGAAGCAAGCCAAUUUGCAGCUUAGUGUCAAAGUCCAGCAGCUGGAAAGCAGCUGUGCAGAGAAGGAGACGGAAAUCGAAAGGCUGAACAAUCUUUUGAGGCAACAUGGACUACUCAGCCCGUCCAAAUAAGAUGCCUGGCUUGGACCUACGGUGGCCAAUCUCUCCCGUGGAUUAAGUUCUGGCCCUGAGAAGCUACUUUAUGUUUACAGGGUGACAUUGUAAGAAUAUCCCUUGGCACGUUUAUCAGCACCGGCUGCUCUCCUCUGAAGCUGAUGCCCUUCAGAUAUAGUGGACUUUGCCUCCCGCCAUCCUCCUAGUCAUGCUUGCAGGGGGGUGGGGUGGAGGGUACCCAGCUGGGACUAGGCUGCCCUAGAUCUCUUUUGGAGGCCCAGAGUUGUAGAACAGCUCCAAAACUAUAAAAUGAAUUAUUCCACUCUUUUCUUGCGUAGCUGUACAGUUUCAAAAGAUGAGUGGAAAUAAUGUAAUAAAUCCAAAUGGAUAUUCA